AUCUGUAGCGUUGUAUGGUUAAGAAUGAAGAGGGGCAAAGGUAAUUUAGGAGCACAAGACCAGCUUGUUUCUAAGAAAAAUGCCCAUGAUCAUGGUGAUGGUUUUGAACAACCUAGAAAGAUUGUAGUGAAGGAAACAGAUGAUGCAAGCGACAUGGGCAAUAUAUCCAAGCAUGAAGAACCCCUCAGUCCAAUGGCAUGCCUCAAUGCGGAUGCAUUGUUCGAUAGUUACAUCUUAAUCAUUGUAGGAUUCAAGAAUGAAAUCGACGUCAAGUCCUUGAAAAUUUUAUUACAAAAUAAUCUGGCGAAGCACCAGAGAUUCUCAAGUGUUGCGGUAAAGGAUACGCACAACAAUUUGAAAUGGUGUCCAACAGAGGUGGUGAUAGAGGAUCACGUGAUUGUUCCAUGCUUAAGUCUUUCCACUGUAGAGGAUCCCAACUUCAUAAAUGAGUAUACGAGCUCUCUAGUGACUGCUCCUUCAUUUAACCCAAGCAGGCCUCUGUGGGAAGUCCAUGUGUUAAAUGUUUGUUCUGGAGAUACAAAAGCUAGCCUUGUAUUCAGAAUUCAUCACUCAUUAGGAGACUGUACUUCUAUGAUUUCUCUCGCGAUAAAUUCCACUAGCCAAGCCGCAGAUGCUAACGUGUCACCGACCAUACGACAACAUAAAUCAUCUGACCAGAAAUCCACAGGCUUUCUGCAAUUUUUUUACAACAUGGUUUUAGGGCUUUGGCUCACAUUCCUAAGUAUGCUCCAGUAUGGGGCCACUCUGGUAUGGAAACAAGAUAGGAAUUUAUUGACAGAAGAAAACAGAGCAAAAAUUAGCAAAAAGCGUCUGGCACAUGUGACUCUCAGCAUUGAAGAUAUUUGCUUGGUUAAAAACGCAGUUAAUGGCACAUUGAACGACGUGAUUAUGGGAGCACUUUCUGCUGGAUUAUUGCGUUAUAUGAGUAGGCGACAAUCUGAGCAGCGUCUUCAAUUAAACACGAGGUUUCGAACAAUAGUUGCAGUAAAUUUGAGGCCGUUUACCGUGCUCAAAGAUCUGGACAAGAACAUGGAAAACCCAUCGAAAGUUAUGUGGGGUAAUAAAGUAGGUUUCUGGAUUUUUCCUUUUCCGGCGAUCCACUAUGAAGAUCCCCUUCAAUACUGCCGUGAUAUAACAAUGAUAUCUAGAAGAAAGAAGUUAUCUUCCGAGGCCUACCUAUCAAACGCCCUAGACAAACUCAUGCCAACUAAGUUGGUGGCGUACCUUGUCAGUAUAUUAUUUGCGAGAACCACACUGGUCUUAUCUAAUGUGUUGGGGCCGGUGGAAGAGAUCCAAUUGGGGGAUAACCCCAUAACUCAUAUUAUUCCUACGACUCAAAUUAACUAUGUUUCCAUAAUGAUACAUUUCAUGAGCUACGCUGGGAAGGGGAAGCUGGUUGCGUUAGUAUCAGAAGACGUAAUUCCCAACCCUCAGCAGCUUUGCGAGGAUUGCGCAGACGCCCUGCAAGUGAUGAAAGAAGCAGAAGCUAAAACAACUCCACUAAAUCUAUCUUGAAUGGAACUCUAGGUGUUCACCACCUCCAUUUGCAGACUAUGUUGAGAACUGAUGCCAAAGUAGAUCUGUAGUUUCAAGUAGUUUACAAUAAUUCAGUUUAGCCAGUAUGGUUUAACUGUCAGUCUAAUGUCAGUCUAAUGCUAGUCGAGCAAUAUGAAUUCUCUCUUUUUAGCGUGGUUAGCUAGAGUUAUCUUCUCCCACUGUAGAAUUCUAAUGUUUAGAUAAUGCUUAAACUGCUCUAAUUAGUUUGUCAAGUGCAGUGAACUAUUUGUUCGGUGAGGCUGCAACCUCUAUAAAAAUUGCCUACUACAAAAUGUCAUCAAUCUUCCAUUGAAUUGAAUAAAGAGCUUUGCUUUGUUUGUGUUUA
Messenger RNA from Cryptomeria japonica (Japanese cedar), 1903 nucleotides. Its product is annotated as wax ester synthase/diacylglycerol acyltransferase 7. Gene Ontology annotation, molecular function: long-chain-alcohol O-fatty-acyltransferase activity; diacylglycerol O-acyltransferase activity. The record is from RefSeq and is a predicted model, not a curated record. Gene Ontology annotation, cellular component: plasma membrane. Gene Ontology annotation, biological process: triglyceride biosynthetic process. The transcript has 7 exons. The coding region runs from base 25 to 1536 and encodes 503 amino acids. Lineage: Eukaryota; Viridiplantae; Streptophyta; Pinopsida; Cupressales; Cupressaceae.